UCCCUCCCCACUUAACUGAGCCAGUCACUUUGCCGUCCAUCCUUACCAAAGCUUCAGAUUUGCUUCGUCUUUCCUAAUUUCAGUUCAUAGCUUUCCGACUCGCGCUUCUUCUGUAUUCCCUUGCUGUCUCUGAUUUUCCUUUUGCCUUCGUAUUCUUCAACGCCCAAAAAAAAAAAAAAACUGAAAGUUACUGCUUUGCUUGGCACUUCUUCAAUUUGGUUUCUGAUAUAUUUUCGUCCGUUGUUCUCAUUAUCUUUUCAGUGUUACAACACUCCUUGCCUGCUUUUUCUUUUUUGUAAUUCUUUGUUUUUCAACUUUUUCUUAAACGUCUUUUCUGCAACUUCGUUUGGGUUACUUGUAUCUUCUGAUUUCUGUUUUUUCUAGUCUCUCCAAUAUUAAAAAAAAAAAAUUAAAGAAGUUCCUGAACCUGCUGCUUCUGCAUUCGUGGGAAGCAAAAUCUGUUCCCUAAAGUUGUUCCAAACGCCAUAAAAAGAUAGUCUCAUGCUUGAUCUGUGUUGAAGUACUAAGGAAAGCUAAUUGUUGCUGGGAGAUCUAAGGCUACUACCUUGAAACCACAAAGUUCCACAUCCACAUCAACUACUUGUAUUCAGAGUAUAAAGAGCUUUAGUGUGUUAUUCUGACAACUUUGGUGCUCCUCUUCUGGUCCUUUGCUUUUUACUGUUCAUUAACCCGAUCAGUCUGGUCGGACUAUGAAUCAGGGCGAGCUGUAGCCGCCGCCGGCCGCCGUCGACCCACUACCAGGAAGCUGUCGACAUUGAUCAGGCCACCGAAUCAUCUGAAAUUUUGGUCUUUUAAUAAAAAAAAAAAAUUUCUAUAAGUCUGCAAGGAAGACCCGGAAUCAGGAAGGACCUAUUAGCUACAGCUGCAAGUCUGCGAGGUCAAGGCCUUGAACCGGGAAGGACCGGUUAGCUACAGGACAUGACGCAGUUACUCAUUUCAAAAACAGUACAAUGCUGGUUGCUGACAUAAACUUGACUCCCCUCCCUUCUUAACUGAGCUGGUGGUCACUUUGCCGCACAUCCCUACCAAAUUCAGUUCCUAGCUCUUCGACUCUCGCUUUUCUGUGUUCCUUUUGCCUUCGUAUUCUGAAUCUGCUGCUUCUGCAUUUGUGGGAAGCAAAAUCUGUUUCCUAAAGUUGUUCCAAACACCUUUAAAAGAUAGUUUCAUGCUUGAUCUGUGUUGGAGCACCAAGGAAAGCUGAUUAUUACUCGGAGGUCUGAGUGUAUUGUCACCUCUCAAAAUAUAAAGAGCAACCAGAGAAAAAAAAAAACAAAGAAACAUAUUCGAACCUUAUUGAACGCAAAAUUGCUAAAGGUGGGGCUCUAGCAGUCAUCGGUCGUCACUGACUCACCACUAGGAAGCUGUCGCCAUCGAUCAGGCCACCGAGCCAUCUGGAGUUUUGGUGCAGUAGCUCAAACAUUUGUGCUUGGCCUUUGUUUUGCUGUCCGAUUUUUUAUGGUUGCUAAGCUUUCAUUUUAAAACUUUUCGCAAACCUAGCCUAUAAUUUAAAAGGGAGACAUACAUCCACGCUUACUAACUUGUUUUCAGUGGAUUCGAACCCAGCUCUCUUCUAAACUGAGGGACUUUUGAGGACAUUGUGGGGCAGUGCUGUUAAAACACUUUAUUUACCUCCUCUUCUCGCUGGGAAGAGGCAAUACCCGCUUUUAGAGUCUCCCAGAUCAGCUGUACGCUAAAAGGAGCAUUCACAUGGAUCCCGCUACUUGUUUUAUUGAAAAGCUUCUAGAAAAGCUCCUAGAAAAGCUUCUGGAUUAUACAAUAAAUGCCUUGGGGUAUAUGAUUUUCUAUGGCGACAACAUUAAUAAGCUAUGGAAUCAAAUAGCAGAUCUCAAUCCUACACAAGUAUUUAUCCAACAUUCAAUUGACGAGGCUAGAAGAAACGGUGAAAAAAUUGAAGAGUUAGUUGAAGGAUGGAUGAGUGGAGUGGAUGAGAUAAAAACGCAAGCACAGCAGUUCUUAGAUGAAGAAAGCCAAAAUUUGUGUUCACGUUAUCGGUUGAGUAGAAAAGCAAUCGAAAUGGCACGAAAAGUUGAAAAACUUGCAAUCGUACACUUCAACAGAGUUUCAUAUCUUCCUUCUCCCAAAUGUAGGCACUUAAUAGAUGACAAAAUGAAUGAAGGGCUUGAUUCAAGGCUGCAAAUUAUAGAUCAAGUUAUGGAGGCAUUGAGGAAUUCGAGCGUAAACAUGAUCGGGUUGUGCGGACUUGGUGGCGUUGGCAAGACUACAAUAGCUAAAGAGGUAGCAAAGAAGCUGGAGAAUCAAAAGAUGUUUGGAAAGGUGAUCAUGGUAACAAUUUCGAAGGAGAUGGAUAUUGUAAACAUUCAAACCCAUAUUGCCGAGAAGUUGGGUAUGAAACUCACAGAAAAAACUGUGGAUGCAAGAUCUUCUCGUCUAUUUGAUAGGUUGAAGCAAGAGAAGAAUAUGCUCCUAAUAUUGGAUGAUCUUUGGAAGGAACUAGAUUUGGGAGAAGUUGGAAUUCCCUUUAUUGGGGACAAAAAGAAUAACACAAAGAAUGAAGGAUGCAAACUCUUACUAACUUCAAGAAAUAAAACACUACUUUCAGACCUAAUGAAAUGUGAAAAGAUCAUCAGAGUGGGUGUUCUGUCAGAGGAUGAAGCACAUGAGUUGUUCAAGAGGAUUGCUGAACUUUCUAUUGAAUCAAGCAAUCCUAAUUUGAUGUCUACAGCCACUGAGAUUGUUCGAACAUGUGGAGGCUUGCCGCUAGCAAUUGUUGCAGCUGCAAAAUUAUUGAGGAAUAAAGAUCUGAGUAUAUGGGAAAAUGUCCUUGCACGAUUGAGAAAUCCUUUACGGAGAAACUUCACAGGAAUUAGAGAGGUCGAUUCCAUUUUGAAACUAAGCUAUGAUGAUUUGAGCGCAGAGAACAAAAACAUUUUCUUGCUUGCUGCCAUGUUGCCUCAUGACCCCUCAAUUCAAGACUUGCUCAUGUACUCCAUCGGGUUAGAUUUUCUCGAACACAUCGAGAACAUGGAAAAUGCUCAAGUUGGAAUAUUUGAUGCUGUAAUCAAGCUAAGAUCUUUGAAUUUAUUACUUGAUAGCUUAUCCAGUCGUCAUUUUACAAUGCAUGACGUUGUUCGAGAUUUGGCACUAUCAGUUGCAUCUAGUGACCUAGAUGCAUUCGUUGUGAGAGACAGAAGGUUAAAUGCAUGGCCAGAUGAAAAAGAUCAAAAAGACUUCAGGGGAAUGUUCUUUGAAAAAAGUGACAUUGGUGAUCUUCCAGAGGAGUUACUUGCUCCAAGGUUAGAAUUCUUCCUAUUAAAUAGUGAAAACCGUGAUUUGGCCAUACCGGACACCUUUUUCAAAUCCACAAAAGAUCUUAAACUGUUGAGUUUUAUCAAUGUGUGCUUUUCAUCAUUGCCAUUUCUUAAUUCUCUAAAAAAGCUCAAAACUUUAUGCCUCCACUCUUGUUUGGUGAACGAGAUGACUCAGGUUGGAAGCUUGAAGCAAUUAACAACCUUGAGUCUUGCUUAUUCUGAAAUUGAACAUUUGCCAUUUGAAUUGGCGAUGUUGACUUCAUUACAAAUGCUAAAUCUAGCCCAUUGCACUAAACUUAAAGUGAUUCCACCAAAACUCCUAUCUAGCUGGGAAAAAUUGGAGGUUCUGAGCAUGGAAAACAGCUUUAACCAGUGGGAAGCCAAAGGAUUAAGUGAAGGUAAUGUAAAUGCAAGUCUUGUUGAGUUAAAGGACUUGCCAAUCUCUUCUCUAGAUAUUCAUAUGCGUGAUCCCUCUAUUUUUCCGGAGAACUUGUUUUUAGAUAUGAAAUUGAAGAGAUACAGAAUAAUAAUUGGAAAGGAUUGGAAUUGGUAUUGCAAAUAUGAAACUUCAAGGAUGUUGAAACUUGAGCUAAAUGAAAAUAUCCAUUUGAAGCAGGGGGUUCAGAAGCUAUUAGAAGGAGUUGAAGAUUUGUAUUUGUGUGGAUCCAAUGGACUUGAACAUGUUCUUCAAAAUAGAUUUCCAUGUUUAAGGCAUCUUCAGAUUGACAGUAAUGAUGAUGUCGAAUAUAUUGUUUUGAGCUUAACGCCUCAAGAAGUUGCCCUUCCAAUGCUUGAAACUUUGAAACUGAAAAAGUUGAAUGUGUUGAAGAAGUUAUGUCGAGGACCAAUUGUGCCCACCUUCUUCCAAAACCUAAAAGUAAUCGAAGUGAGUGGCUGUCGAAUGUUGAAGUGGAUUUUCUCAGCUUCAAUGAUUGGAUCAUUUUCGCAGCUUGUUGAGAUUAAAAUUAAAGAUUGUGACUCCUUGAAAAGGGUUGUGACUUCUGCGAUUGAAGGCUCAUCUGAUCAGCCGAAAUCUGCUAAUGACGUCAUUGUUUUCAAGAAGUUAUGCACUUUGAAGAUGGAGAAAUUGCCAGCUCUUAUAGAUUUCUGCAUAAAGGAUAGAGCAGCAAAUAACCAUUGUAAUACAACUUCGAAAUCACUCUUCAACAAUAAGGUGGUAUUUUCGAUGUUGGAGCUAUUGGAACUGUCAAAUUUAGACAAUUUGACUUCAUCUAUAUGGAAUGAUCAACUUUCCAACGGCUCUUUUAGUAACUUGAAAAAAUUAGUUGUGGAGAGCUGUGGCUUUGUGGUAUUAGUGCCCUUCCAAGUUCUAAGAUCCUUACAUAGUUUGGAAGAACUAUGGGUGAUAAGGUGUGAGAAGUUGGAAGUGGUGUUUGACUUAGAAGAUUUGAAUUACUGUGAAGAGGGACAGUCAUUUGCAGUAGUUGUGCCAUUGCAGAGGAUAAGCUUAUGGAGUUUGCCAAAAUUGAAGAGUGUGGGGAGCAGUCACCACCAAGUAAAUGCCUCCUUCCAAAGUCCAAGUCAGAUUGAUUCAAAAUAUUCUCUGCUCUCUUGCAACAAGGUGUUAUUUCCGAUGUUGGAGCUAUUGGAACUGUCAAAUUUAGACAAUUUGACUUCAUCUAUAUGGAAUGAUCAGCUUUCCGACAGCUCGUUUGGUAACUUGAAAAGACUACAUGUAGGGAGCUGUGGCUUUGUGGUAUUAGUGCCCUUCCAAGUUCUAAGAUCCUUAUAUAGUUUGGAAGAACUGGUGGUGACAAAGUGUGAGAAGUUGGAGGUGGUGUUUGACUUAGAAGAUUUGAAUGACGGUAAAGAGAUACAGUCAUCUUCAGUAGUUGUGCCAUUGAAGAAGUUAAGCUUACAGAGUUUGCCAAAACUGAAGAUCGUGUGGGGCAAUCACCACCAAGGAAAUGUCUCCUUCCAAAGUCUAAGCCAGAUUGAGUUAAAAUAUCCUCUGCUCUGUCGCAGCAAGGAUGAUCGAUUUUCAUACAACUUGUUUAGUAACUUAAAAGAGCUAGUUGUGGAUGGGUGUGGCUUUGUGAUAUUAGUGCCCUUCCAAGUUCUAAGAUCCUUACACAGUUUGGAAGAACUACAAGUGCAAGAGUGUGAGGAGUUGGAGGUGGUGUUUGAUUUAGAAGAUUGGAAUGAUUGUAAAGAGAGACAGUCAUCUUCAGUGGUUGCACGAUUGAAGAAGUUAAGACUAUGUGAGUUGCCAAAACUGAAGAACGUGUGGAGCAAUGACCACCAAGGAAAUGUCUCCUUCCAAAGUCUAAAGCAGAUAGAAGUUGAUAAUUGUGACAGCCUGACGAGUGUGUUUCCUGCAUCUAUAGCCAAAGGCAUGCUUCAUUGUCUCGAACAACUUGUAGUUCGAAAGUGUGCUGAUAUGGAAGUAAUUGUUGCAAAGGAUCAAGUUUCUGAAUCUCUUGAUUCUACAUUUCUAUUUCCUGGGCUGACUUCCCUUGAGCUUGCUUACCUUCCAAAUUGAGAAACUUCUAUGGACAAAGACACAAAUUAGAAUUGCCCCACCUUCAACGGUUAGUUAUUUUGGAUUGUGGUGAAAGAGAGAUAUUUGAAAUGAAGGUCUCAAGUUCAUCAGAAAUACAUGGGGAAGAGAGUGCGAUAGACUCAAAAUAUCCUCUGCUCUCCUGCAACAAGGAUGAUCGAUUUUCAUACAACUUGUUGAAAAAGCUAGUUGUGGAUGGUUGUGGCUCUUUGAUAUUAGUGCCCUUCCAAGUUCUAAGAUCCUUACACAGUUUGGAAGAACUAACAGUGAAUAAGUGUGAGGAGUUGGAGGUGGUGUUUGAUUUAGAAGACUUGAAUGACUGUAAAGAGAGACAGUCAUCAUCGGUGGUUUUGCCCUUGAAGAAGUUAUGGUUAUGGAGUUUGCCAAAAUUGAAGAAUGUGUGGAGCAAUCACCACGGUGAAAUGUCUGCUUCCAAAGUCUAAGCCAGAUACAUGUUUCUCUUUGUGACAGCCUGACGAGUGUGUUUCCUGCAUCUAUAGCCAAAGGCAUGCUUCAUUGUCUUGAGCAACUUGAAGUACGAAAGUGUGCUGAUAUGGAAGUAAUUGUUGCAACGGAUCAAGUUUCAGAAUCUCUUGAUGCUGCAUUUGUGUGUCCUAGGCUGACUUCCCUUGAGCUUUUUGGCCUUCCAAAUUUGAGGUACUUCUAUGCACAGAGACACAAAUUAGAACGGUGCCACCUUGUCUGUUGUGGUGAAACAGAGAUAUUUGAAAAGGAGGUCUCGAGUUCAUCAGAAAUACAUGGGGAAGAGAGUACAAUAGACUCAAAAUAUCCUCUGCUCUCCUGC
Molecule: messenger RNA, 6637 nt
Organism: Prosopis cineraria
Lineage: Eukaryota; Viridiplantae; Streptophyta; Magnoliopsida; Fabales; Fabaceae
Product: probable disease resistance protein At4g27220
Exons: 12
Coding region: 1729-5814 (1361 amino acids)
Molecular function (GO): ADP binding; ATP hydrolysis activity
Source: RefSeq, a predicted model, not a curated record